This is a messenger RNA of Naegleria lovaniensis, 582 nucleotides long. RefSeq lists its product as uncharacterized. The transcript has 2 exons. The coding region runs from base 1 to 582 and encodes 193 amino acids. Lineage: Eukaryota; Heterolobosea; Eutetramitea; Acrasida; Naegleriidae. The record is from RefSeq and is a predicted model, not a curated record.
AUGGAUACACUACCAGACGGAUUUGUUGAAAUUUAUUUAGUAGACGUGGAAGAACAUGAAAGAAAAUUUUGUGAAAAGUAUCAUCUCAAACCAGGUGACACUUUUGAUGACAAUUUAACAUUUUUACUAUUCCCAUCAGAUGAUGCCUAUGAUUUGGAUGAAAAUUUUAUAAAAUCUAUUAAGGAAAAGCAAGAGAGGUUGUCCUCAUCGCUUAAGGCUCACUCAGCGGACACUUCUCAAAAACAACCUAGAAAGCCCAUCAAUUUAAUUUUAAUAGACAGUACUUGGCAACAAGCGAAACAUGUACUAAAACGAUUAUGCCAGAAAGAAGCUUUGCAACGUGCAAAAUUUGAUCAAAGUAAGGUUGUGCAUCUCUAUGAGCAAAAAGAACCAAUUUUUAACUCUCUAAGGAAACAAACAGAGAAAGACAGAACCUCAACCCUGGAAUGUGCCUUGCUAUGCAUGUUUUUAUUUGAUUUAUACAGCAAUGAGUUCAGCAAACCAUUAAUUCAUAACUUGAAAACAUUGGUAGUAUUAAUGCACAAGAUGUGUCAUAAGGCAUUGGAUCUACCCAAGCAUUAA